CCGAGGUAGAGGCAGAACAAGCCGCUGGCCAGUAGCCAUGGAGUGCGGCCAGUGCGGCGCGCGCUUCGCUGUCACACGGGGCGCGAGCUCCGCUCAGUGCGCGCACUGCCGCAGGGCGGCGCGUGUCGAACGGCACGGCGCCGUGCACGGGGCCGUCGGCUUCGUCAGGAACGUGUUCACCAACAUUGGCCGCACGAGGCCGCACCCGGGAUACCCGCCGGUGUACGGCAACAAGCGCGCUCUCUUGGUCGGCAUCAACUACACUGGAACGACGGCCGAACUGCCCGGCCCCAUCAACGAUGUCAAAUGCAUGAGCUUCCUGCUCACCCUCAAGUACGGCUUCCCAAGCGAUUGCAUCCUUGUCCUUACCGAUGAAGAGCGCGACCCGUACAGCAGGCCAACAAGGUCCAACAUCCUAGUGGCGAUGCGGUGGCUGGUGCAUGGAUGCAGCUCCGGGGACUCCCUCGUGUUCCACUUCUCCGGCCACGGCGAUCAGGAGGAAGACAAGGACGGCGACGAGCAGGACGGCCAAGACGAGGCCAUCUGCCCGCUAGACUGGCAGCUCAACGGCGCCAUCCUGGACGACGAGAUCAACGAGGCCAUCGUCCGCCCGCUCGCGCAGGGCGUCACGCUCCACGCCAUCAUCGAUGCCUGCCGCAGCGGCACCGUCCUUGAUCUCCCCAACCUUUUCCAGAUAAAAAAGAACGGGAAACCCCUGUGGAUGGAUCACAGCGCUCCAAAUGGCGCUUGGAAGAACACGAGCGGCGGUCACGCCAUCCUGAUCAGCGGCUGCACUGACGAUGAAGAUGCGCAGGAUGGUUACGGCCAUGAGACCAUGGCCAUGGGAGCCCUGACGUACAGCUUCUUCGCCGCGGCGUGGUUCGCGCAUCGGCCGCCCACCUACGGCUAGCUGCUUCAAAAGACAAAGGCGAUCCUCGUAGACUGCAACCGCGACAGCCAGAUCCACUGCGACCUCCCGGCGUCGAUCUUACCGCACGUCCGAAAGGUGGUGAACUUCAGUGGCGUGCAGGAACCUCAACUGUCUUCGUCCGACAAGUUCGACAUCAACCGGAAGACAUUUAUGCUAUAAAAUCAACAAGAUGUGUCAGCCGCUGGAACUGCCAUCUAAAUGCAUGCUACAGCGGACGCAAGCUCGUUGAGUAAUUCUGUCUCAGCCUUCUCAGCGUGGUGAUGGGUAAAUAAAACUAGUGCGUCGCAGGAUUAAGUCCUUGCCAUAGGCCUAGUCGCAGAGAAGUCUCAUGUUUCUGAAUGAACUUUAUGUUCGUAGUACAUGUCAAUUAUCUUACUCUUUCGACCUAAAAAAAAAUCUUACUCUUUCCUAUCCA
This is a messenger RNA of Triticum aestivum (bread wheat), 1346 nucleotides long. Its product is annotated as metacaspase-1. The record is from RefSeq and is a predicted model, not a curated record. Gene Ontology annotation, molecular function: cysteine-type endopeptidase activity. The transcript is spliced from 3 exons. Gene Ontology annotation, biological process: proteolysis. Bases 38 to 910 code for a protein of 290 amino acids. Lineage: Eukaryota; Viridiplantae; Streptophyta; Magnoliopsida; Poales; Poaceae. Gene Ontology annotation, cellular component: cytoplasm.